Xenopus laevis (African clawed frog) is the source of this 1997-nucleotide messenger RNA. RefSeq lists its product as uncharacterized. Lineage: Eukaryota; Metazoa; Chordata; Amphibia; Anura; Pipidae. Bases 104 to 1438 code for a protein of 444 amino acids. The record is from RefSeq and is a predicted model, not a curated record. The transcript is spliced from 5 exons.
AGAGAGUUUCUGAUUCGCAGCUUGAAAAAAAGUUCAACCAAUUAGAUGUCAGUAGUGAUUAUUCGGAUAUUUGCGUUGUGGGCUUUUAGGAAAGCGGCGGGAGAUGGAUUCCAGGAGGUCGCGGGUUACGAGUGACAUAGAAAGGACGUUCCAGGAGGUCUAUCAGUCACUGGUACAAGAUAAAGACCUCAGCGACAGCUUCUGGAAGAGAAGUAGCAGCUACAAAGUUUUCUCUAGAUCUGAAAGUUGUCUGACUCUUCAAAGAAGCAGUGUGACUUCUAGCAGAGUAACAGAAGAAAAAAUCACACUGAACUUGCACAACUCAACUUUGAUCACUGGCAAACAUGAUCAUUACACACCUGCUGGGUCUCCUUUGAGGCAACAUUCUGGCAACCCAGUCUUUGAGACUUCUAAGCAUGAGCGAAAGCAAAGAACUGAACCCCAGCUUAUUAAAGCAAAUUCAGAAGAGCGGGAAUGCAACAUGUCAUUUGCACACCAGUCUUCAUACAACGAGGAUACUGACAGUCUGCAAUCAUCUUUUAAUGAUGGAGAUCCGUUUUCUUUCCAGUCUGGAACAGAUGAAUGCUCUACUAAUGUAUUGGAAUUGGUUAAGGAGUCCAUGGACAAUCAGAUUUUGUGUGAAGCCUGUCAGAAACUUUAUAAAACAGCCAUCAGAAACAAGUCUGCCUCUGUUAAAAAGCCAAAAAUCUUUGAUCCUAAUCAUUGGUGCUGUGACUUUUGGAUGAUGGUGAACAGGACUUCAUCGGUGGAUAAUAUUCCAAGAAGGAGACGAAGUUUAAGAAUAACUCUAAAGGUUCUUGAAAGCAAUGUUAGUAUAGUACCUGUUGAUAAAUGCACCAGAGCACAUGCCUUCCUUCAAAGAAAUCUUCGCCUUUGCAAGAAGGCCAGACGGGCUUAUUUCAAGCAACGGCAAAGGAAAAGCCAGAGGAAAAGAGGUUCUUCUAUAUUAAAGCCCAAACCAAAAGUUCAAAGAACAGCAAAAUCUAUGAAUGCUACUCAGAACUUUGAAAGAAAACCUUUUGUAUUUGUAAUAGAUUCAAGCCAAGAUGAAGAUGCAGACUUGGAUAUUAAAGAGCCAAAGUCCAAGGCAGAAAUGAGAAGUGAACUUGCUUGUAACCUUCAUAGUGCUGCAGACAACACCGCUUCUGUACGGCAAACUACGUCACACAAUUCAAUUGGGUCUAACCUUUCUUCAUCAACGUCCUUUAUGGAGGGAGUAAGUUCUGAGGAUUCUGAGAGCUCAUUUCUUAUUGAACCUGUGGCUAAUGAUAAACAUCACUCAGAAAUGGAAAUGUGCCAGAAUCCCCCAACAGGAAGCCUAGAUCCCUUCUCCUGGGUCCAUGGAGGCAGCUUUAGAGACAUGCUUGCACGGUUAAAUUCAGGAUGCUUAAAAAGUGCUGCCAUUAAAGAGCACUGAAUUUCACACUGACUCCAUAAACAACAUUGUUAGUAGUCUGUUAACAUGUUCCGUUUCUGAUCCCUAUGUGCACAAUAAGUGAAUUCUCUGCUUCUGUUGGUUUAAAUGGAUUGCUUGGUUUUAAGUAUUAAUCACAACACUGCUGGCAUAUGUCUGCCACCUGCCUGUAAAAUAAUUUGUUGAUUCAGGGUAGCACAGAUUGUUACCUAAAUAAAUGUUGUAAGGUAUUCUGUUACAUUACAUUGUAGAAAUGGAUUUGCUACUCUGUGUGUGUGUGUCUGUCUCCAAAGUUCGAGAAUUGGCUAAUAAAUUGAGUAAUUGUUGUCUUUGUGGCUGCCACUCGCCUUUCUCUCCCAGUAACAGGAAAACAUUUUGGAGAAAAAUGUCCAUGUGUCAUUUUUUUUUCCCCCAAACUCAAUGUACAUUAAAAAAAUUUUUUUAUAGUAUUUUUAAAUAGGGAUAAAGUUCUACCUUGUGGAUACAGAUAUAAUUUUAUUCUGUUAUUUCUCUUCUUUCACACAUACACAGGCCUUAAAUUAUAAUAAAGACAUUUUAUAGA